Molecule: messenger RNA, 3132 nt
Organism: Dracunculus medinensis (Guinea worm)
Lineage: Eukaryota; Metazoa; Nematoda; Chromadorea; Rhabditida; Dracunculidae
Source: the annotation of a GenBank genome assembly
AUGAUAAAUUUACACUCUUGCGAUGAGUAUUCUCAGUGGAAAUUAACGAAACGUUGGACGACAAUAAAUCAAAUACCUCCAAGUACACGAGUGAUGUUUUUAUUGAAAGAAAAGAACGAAAUGCCGGCGUUGUUCACUGAAAUGAACGAGCUGAAUCGAUCAGGUCGAAUGGAAGAAUGGCGUGAAACAGCACGAUGGGUAAAAUUCGAGGAGGAUGUCGAAGAAGGUGGCAAUAGAUGGUCAAAGCCACAUGUUGCAACCUUAUCACUUCAUUCAUUGUUCCAGUUGCGAUCAUGCCUUUUGAAUGGAGUUGUUUUAAUCGAUUCAUUGGCAAAUUCGAUGGCCGAACUCACUGAAGAGCUCCUUGAUAAACUUGUUGAAAACAAUCAGUUAGAAGAGUGUGAAAAAGAUGAAGUUCGUGCAGUUCUUUCUCGGCGACAUACUCAUCAAUACGAACAGGCUCGAGGACUUGGGAAUGGGAAUAGUGGGUCGCAAGGAGGAUUUUUAAAUGCUGUACGUUCCAUAUCCGAUAUUGGUAAAACGUUUUCACAUGGACGUAAUUUAAUGAAAGCAGCUGAAGAAGUGGAAGAACGUCAUAAUAAAGGUCAAUCGCCUAAUCUUCAACUACCAAAAGUGGGAUCCAUUCCAAAAGAUAUCUCUCGUGAAAACUCACAAUGCGAGAUAAAAGGUAAUUUACAUUUCAUGAAAAAAUUACCGCAUGGAGCCGAAGCAUCUAGUGUGCUUAUUGGUGAAGUUGAUUUCCUCUCGCAUCAUAUAACCGCAUUUGUUCCUCUUCCCACUAGAUUUAUUUUUUUACUUCUUGGACCAAGCGGUCAUUCUGCUCAAUAUCGUGAGAUUGGACGAGCCAUUGCUACAUUAAUGUCUGAUGAGAUUUUCCAUGAUGUGGCCUAUAAGGCUCGUGAUCGAACGGAUUUGCUCGAUGGAGUCGAUGAAUUCCUCGAUCAGGUAACUGUUUUGCCUCCUGGCGAAUGGGACCCAAAUAUUCGAAUCGAACCGCCAAAUAUUAUUCCUUCUCAGGAUAAAAGAAAACAGCCUUCCCAGCUAUUGCUUUCUGAAACUCCGGCGCCAAAAAAAGAUGAAAACGAAGAAGAGGGUCAUGGAAACGAUCCAGCUUUGAAGCGAACGGGUAAAUUAUUCGGUGGUCUAAUUUUGGAUUUAAAACGAAAAUUGCCAUGGUAUCCAUCAGAUUUCACCGACUCAUUGAAUUUACAAUGCAUAGCGACGUUCUGUUUCAUGUAUUUUGCUUUACUCGCUCCAAUCGUCACAUUCGGUGGUCUUCUUGAGGAGGCGACUCAUCAAAGAAUGGCCGCUAUGGAAAAUUUAUUUGGUGGUGCGAUUUGUGGAAUACUCUACCAUUUCUUUAGUGGGCAACCUUUAACAAUAAUCGGUUCCACAGGACCAGUGCUUGUAUUUGAAACUAUUGUAUUUGAUUUGUGCUCCUCAAUGAAUUUGGACUACCUCUCAUUUCGCUUAUGGAUUCAUGUUUGGACCGCUGCAAUUCUUUUUGUUAUGGUCAUGACUGAUGCCAGUUCAUUAGUUUCCUAUAUUACUCGUUUCACUGAAGAAUCCUUCGCAACUCUUAUCGCAGUUAUUUUUAUCUAUGAAGCAAUAAUGAAAUUAUUAAAAAUUAAGGAACAACUCGAUGUGAUCGAUUUUAGUGUUAAUGCAUCGAUGCGAGGUUGCCAAUGUAUCAGUAAUAAUGUGCCAAUGGAGAAGGUGGUUGUUGCAGCGCAUCGGCUUGGUUGGAAUGAUGUAAUCAUUAAUGGUACUAGCGUCGACUAUUCAGCAGUAGAAUUGGGUCGUUGUAAAAGUUUAUAUGGAACAUUGGAAGGUGAUGGAUGUCACAUUAUUUAUGAUAAAUUGUUGAUGUCACUCGUACUUAUGCUAGGAACAUUUUUCUUUGCUAUCACCUUUAAGAGAAUGCGAAAUAGUCGCUAUUUUCCGACGCGAAUACGCGGUGUGGUGAGUGAUUUUGCAGUAAUGAUUUCAAUAAUAAUAAUGACUUCUGUGGAUAUGUAUGUUGGUAUUAAUACUCCAAAAUUAAAUGUUCCAUCAACAUUCAGACCAACCUGGUAUGGUCGUGGAUGGUUCAUACCACCAUUCAAUGGUAAUCCACUUUGGACUGUUCCAGCAGCCUUCAUUCCUGCCUUAUUAGCAUGCAUUCUUAUCUUCAUGGAUCAGCAAAUAACAACUGUUAUAGUCAAUCGUAAGGAAAAUAAAUUGAAAAAAGGUUGUGGUUAUCAUUUGGAUUUAUUUGUACUUUCUUGUCUUAUUUUAAUCGUUGGAUUCUUGGGAUUACCAAUCUAUGUUGCUGCUACAGUGCUUUCCAUCAAUCACGUUAAUUCGCUUCGAGUGGAAUCUGAUUCUCGGGCGCCUGGCGAAGUAGCUCAAUUUAUUGGUGUACGGGAACAACGAGUUACUGGUAUAAUAACAUUCUUAUUUAUCGGAUUGUCAGUAUUGAUGACAAGGUUUCUAAGUCAUAUUCCAAUGCCCGUUCUAUAUGGCGUAUUUCUUUACAUGGGUAUCGCCGCUCUCGGUGGAAUUCAACUUUUCGAUAGAAUUCUUCUUCUGUUUAUGCCAAUGAAAUAUCAACCGGAUACGAUUUAUAUUCGUCAUGUGCCAAUUUCUGUUAUUCAUAAAUUUACCUUUUGCCAAGUCGCUUGUCUUGGAAUUUUAUGGACUGUCAAAUCAAUCAAGAAAACGUCUAUAGCGUUCCCGAUUAUGUUGGUAGUAAUGGUUGCGGUUCGAAAACUUAUGGAGAAAUUUUUUUCGGAAAAAGAUUUAAAAUAUCUCGAUGAUAAAAUGCCUGAUUUUCAUCUACGAAAGAAGGAAGAUUUGAGUAAAACGCAAAGUAUCGGAGAAGAUAUUGAAAUCGAUUUGGAUCAAAAUCAAGGAACAAUACAUGCGGUGAAGACAGAAGCUCAUUUACAUAUACCGACAAAUGAUGGCAGUAUCAUAAAAAUUCCAUUAGCUGCACUUCAGCAACCAUCUCAUAAUAUUAAUAUUUCGAAGGAAAUGGAUAAAAAAUUACCAACAGCGACUCGCAUACCAGAAGAAGAUGAAGAAAAUAUUUUGGAAGAUGAAGAUGCAAUAAUGAUUAAACUUAAAUAA